GAUAAAGGCUAUAUUUUAUAUCUUACCGGUUUGUUUUCUCGAAGUAAAUAUUUCCGGGUCAAGAUGGGUUACCUGAAAAACUAUCCCAAAACAAAGAAAACUCUGCAAGUGUUGUCUUUUAUCGGCUUGCUCAUAGCAUCUAUUGUGGUUGAAAUCAUCGCAUACGCCACCAUAUCCGCAGUGCUAGCCGCCUACCGUUCCGAACCAGACAACAUACAUUCAACUGUCCAACCAACAGCGACCAGUACAACACGUCUGGCAACAGUGACGACAACGACUCUACCGUCAUCAACUGUCACGCGGCCAAACCCAACUUCAGCUUCCACGUCUAGGUUGUCAUCUACGUCCUCGUCUACGCUGUUACCGGUAACUUCCUCGACCACACCUUCGCCAGCGCCGCGAAUUUCCAAAGAGUUGAGCAACGCCAUCAACCGCACAGCGUACCACAAUGACACGGACUAUUACACGCAAUCGCCAUCUAAUGUUCUCCGAGCAGUGCAAGGUCUCGUUAACAGCGCCUCGCAGUCAGAGAAAAUUAGUUUUCCCAACAUCGCAGCAAUCGCCAAUUACUCCUUAGAUUUCGCUAAAUUCCCCGUAAAUUUCAGUCUACCAGUAAAUGGCACGACAAACGCAACUAGAAGCAUCAUAAAAAUUGCGGACGCCCUUUUGGGUGCCGAUCAGAAUAACCAUCUAGAAAUGCCAAUAACACCGGAAACCGAACAAGAAGGCGACCAGACUGCAGCUGCUAUUUACCAGACGCUGGAAAUUCUUUAUGAUAAGCUACCGCCUUCGGAUGUGCCUUACGAGUUUAAAGACACGCACAUUCUAUCGUACGCGCAUGUUGUUUCUGUUGACAAUGAAACACGCUUUGAGGAUCUGCUGUUGCGGACCGAACUGGGAAUACAAGACGCAUCGCAGGGAUUACUGACACCGGGCACGAACAACAAUUCGGUCGCCAGCAUAAAAUUAUGCAGAGAAGCUCUGAAGAAAUCGUUCGAGGAAAUCAAGAAAAUGUUUAAUGGUUCGGCCUCUCGCUUUACAUUCGCCUUAUCCGCCAUGCCGGCGUUUACGUUCAGCAAGCAUCCGAGCACCAACAAAAGGCUGGAGCGUUCAAGUCCGCUGGUGCUUUUGGCGUCUGUCGGCCAUCCACUGAAGGGAGAAAAGAUCGUGACCAUUCGGCACAAUGUCGAUAAACUAUUCGAUUAUCCGCACGGAGCGCGACGACGUCACACAUGUAACUACCUCAACUACCCCACUAAACAAUGGUCUACCAAUGGUUGUCAGGCUGAUAAAUUACCUAUCUGGAAUGGAACGCUGGUCGAGUGCCAUUGCGACCACUUAACGCCCUUCUCGUUACUGCUGACCAUGUGCAGCAGUGUCCUCGACCAAUCGGAGAGCAGCGACAGCAGCUUUACUCUGGAUCUGGCCAUUGUCACCACGGCGACGACAAUGGUCGCCGCGCUUUGCUCAUUGGUGGCUUUGGUCAUUAUUUUGUUGCGCAUCUGGUACAAGAACAUCACCUUCGACGAGGACACCUUCGCCCGUACCAACCUGUGGAUUGUCCUGUUUGGCAUGUACUUUUUCGUCAUCUUCUCCCAGGCCAUGGUCUUCUCGCCGGAACUGUGUGGACAGCGUUUCUGUUUAGCCAACGCCAUAUUAGUGCACUGGUUCUCCUUGAUGAGCAUGGCAUGGACCGGGGUGGAGACAUUCCGGCUCGUGCAGAUGACCCGCUACCCAGAGAUCUACGCCCGACGGAUUCCCAUACCCGGCGACACCUAUGAUGGAUUCCGCUUAAAAGCCUGGAUCGCUGCAACUUUUAUUCCAAUACUGUUCCCCAUUAUCGCCUCCGUCAGUCAUAUCCAGGGAGUUUCUCACGACUGGUAUGGAGGAUACGGCUACGCUAGCCACGAAAAAUGGUGCUGGCUGGAUGGAGACCAUCCUUGGAUUUCACUGGUGACCUUUAUCGUGCCGAUAUCCGUUAUGGCUCUUCUCAACGUAGCGGCCGUGAUUUUUUAUUUUUAUGAAACCAAAAUUCGUCAGAAAUACAUCGCGGGGCCCCAGCGUCUAUCGCCGGCAUCUAGUAGCGCGUCCAGCAAUUCCCUCGCCCAACAACAACUGAACGGGGUUAUUAUCACCACCACCCUGAUGGGCCUGAUCUGGCUAAGUGUCUGGCUAUCAUUGUUCGCCUGCUUUAUGGAUCCGAUCGUGCAGCACGUCUUCGUUCUGUUGCUGACACUAGCAUGUGGAUCACAAGCCAUCUACAUCAUCGUUUUCCAGGCCAUCGCGCCCAAGAAACGGUUCAGCGGUAGCCGGCGCAUUUACGCGCAGCAGAGUCCUUACAGUAGCGAGGCGUACACGGAAAUUACGAAUAUUACACGAAGUACCAACAGCAGAUUACGCACGACAGGGCGUUGAAGUGCGAAUGGAUCACCGAAUUUUAUUUAUUUCAGUAUUUUACAUCACAUUGAUGUAAAAUACAUUUUGUUGAUUUUACAUCAUGUUGAUGUUGUGUCUCGUUGAUUCACAUCAGUAUAUCCUUUUCGCUGGUAGCCACGAGUUCUACAAUAUGUGACAUCAUUUCCUGACGCUUCUUAAAAAUAUUUAUGUGCUAAAAUACUCCUGUAAUAACUUUGUAAUUAGAAAAAUCUUAACUCUGCAAGCAGAAAUUAUUAUAACCGUGAGUCGUCAUCUUCAUCAGUGUCCGAGACGCCGGCAGCCGUUGGCGCGAU
Messenger RNA from Paramacrobiotus metropolitanus, 2729 nucleotides. RefSeq lists its product as uncharacterized. Gene Ontology annotation, cellular component: membrane. The record is from RefSeq and is a predicted model, not a curated record. The transcript is spliced from 9 exons. Lineage: Eukaryota; Metazoa; Tardigrada; Eutardigrada; Parachela; Macrobiotidae. Gene Ontology annotation, molecular function: G protein-coupled receptor activity. The coding region runs from base 64 to 2415 and encodes 783 amino acids. Gene Ontology annotation, biological process: cell surface receptor signaling pathway; adenylate cyclase-activating G protein-coupled receptor signaling pathway.